Messenger RNA from Paramecium tetraurelia, 1047 nucleotides. RefSeq lists its product as uncharacterized. The transcript is spliced from 2 exons. The record is from RefSeq and is a predicted model, not a curated record. Lineage: Eukaryota; Ciliophora; Oligohymenophorea; Peniculida; Parameciidae.
AUGGGUAAUUCAUAAUAAAGACAUUAUGACAAUUAAUUGAACUGUCUUGUAGGUAUUAAUGUAAUUAUAGUAAUCAAGAUAUGUUAAAUAGAAUUAUCGAAUAUUCUUAAUAAGAGUUUUACUCUUUGUAUUUUAGACUAUAAAUAAAAGUGUAAUAAUCAAUUAAAUUCUUAUCAUAAUAUUAGAUUUCUUUAAAUCCAUAAUUUUAAUCAUUUUUAAUAUAUGUAUUAGAAUGAUUAUUAAAUUGUACUUAAUAAAUUGUGGUUUCAGUCCAUUUUUUAUUCUAGUUUCUUAUUUAUUAUAAAAUAGUCUGAAAAAUCUAUGAGAAAUAGGAUUAUUAUAACAUCUAAAAUAGAUGAUCUAAUUUCUAAUCUGAAGAAGACGGAGGAGACUCAACCUCCCCCUUACUUUAGGAAGCUAUCUUUGAAUCCAGAUACAUCUGUGGAGUCUCAAAUAAUGAGUCAUAUGAAAAUUAGAUUGGAUGAUGAUACGUUGCAGACAAAGUUUGUUCAGGAUAAGACGAGAUCCCUUGCAAACAAGAUUAAGCAGUUACAGAACUAGAAGAAAUUGAAGAAGGCACAAAUGCCUCAAGAGUAUGUCAGUUUUAUCAAUUCAAUCUAAGAAAACCUGAUACAAUAGCAAGAAACCAAGAUAAAUAAGAUACUAAAGAGACAGCAACAAUAUGAGGAAUAGAAUAGGAGUUUUUAUUAAUUUAGAAUAAGGGCUUUGGAAAGACAAUAAUAGCAGAUUGAAUAGAAGCACACGGAGUUGCCGAAAGAAUUCAAAUCAUUUUAUUAACCGAUAGAGGAAGCAUCUGCUAGUUUCAAUAAUAUGGAUUAGAGAAUAAGACAAUAGUUGUUUAAUCGAGGGAAGAGAAAGUUUUUUAGUUUUUGGAAUAAUAAUGCGAAUACUCCAAAUAAUUAUGGGAACACUCCAAGUAAUGGGCCAGAAAUGAUCGAAACUUAAUCCUAAUCCUUCUUCCAGAAACAGAAGAAGAGAGUCUCCAUCCAAAAUGCCCCGACUAUUAAAAUCAACCAGGUGGGAUGA